Molecule: messenger RNA, 823 nt
Organism: Amoebophrya sp. A120
Lineage: Eukaryota; Dinophyceae; Syndiniales; Amoebophryaceae
Source: the annotation of a GenBank genome assembly
AUGAUGGGUGGUGGGGUCGCGGCACGGUAUCCAGUGCAAAUAUGCUUCGGUCUGGAAGAGUCCCAGACCUGUCACGCAUCUGUCUUGUUUCUGCAUGAACUAGAUCUGGACUGCACACAAAAGCGUCAUUACACUUUUAGGGGCCUUCCUUUAGGUUAUAUUGAGUCCAUGAGAAGAAGCACCAGAACGAUCAGUGGAAAUGUGGUGCUGAAUGAAAAUCAGCUCAAAGAAAAAUGAUCCGGCAUGCAAGAGGGGUGGCAGAAGUUUCUAUUUUGGGGAAUUAUGUAUUUCUUACGCAGGGCCGCGGGGGGCGCAGGCACUGGAAUUCGGGUUCUUUGACUGGGGACAUUCGUGGCGGUAUGUCGUUCCAAUUUAGCCUAGGGAGGACUCUAUAAUUGUGUGGCAGGAUAAUUGUUUGCUGGCUGAAGAUUGGGCUCUCCUGCGUUCCAAAGCGGGCCCCUUUGGCGCCGUCGGUGAGGGCUUCGGAGAGCCCAAGCAGGCCGCUCACUCUUAUCUAAAAAGCGCAAUUUCGAAAAUGUUUGAAAUGAGUUUGAAGUUGGUUUGAAAUGGAAUUAGGCCCCGAGCCCGUUUGAUAUAACACCUCACGAUGACGACGAUGUCCAUCAGAAGUGCGGAAGUCAGUACGUACGAUGGCUACAACACCAGACGCGCACCAUCAGAAGUGCGGAACUGGCGGCAGUGCUUGCGCUGCGCCAUCAGAAGUGUGGAUGAAGAUGAACUUGCGCGACCGUCAUUGCACCAUCUUCAAAUCAAAUUCAAAUCAAAUCCCCAUAGUACACAAAUGAAAGAGUGAAUGAAUCAU